GUUUUUUGUUACAAGAGGAAGCAAGGAAACUAAGCUAACUCAACUCAUCAAGGCAUAAAACCUCAAUGGCGAAGGAUGGUAGUAGCCUCCACACAUUGCGUUGUGCCCCUGUCCACGACGCCGGUUGAGCAAGACAAUCAACAUGGUCGUUGUUCUCCCUCGGCGCCAAUUCAACCACAACAUUCCACUCCCAACUCCCAAGCAAGCAUAACACGGACCCUUUCAAUUAUAUCACUAAAUUUGUUUAAUAAUUAUCUCAAAUUAUUACUAAGCAUUUUAUGCAUAACUAUUAACAGGAGUUGCCGACGGCCACCAGAACCUCGUUGCGGUCGGAACAGUGUGUUACGGCGGUCGAAUUGCGGUCAGAUGCGGAUGCGGAGGGCGCAAUAUUGCGGCCGCAACACGUGUUGCGGCCUGCUCUGUUUUCGGUACAUAUAGCACCGCUCUUUUGGUGAGAACAACAUCGUUGGAAUCCGAUCGAUCGUGAUGUAUCAGUGGAGGAAGUUCGAGUUCUUUGAGGAGAAGUACGCUUCGAAAUGCGUGAUUCCCGAGGAUGAUCAUGAUCAUGAUGUCGAUGUGAAGAACGAGGGGAAGAAGAUCGAUUGCUGUUCUAGCGGCAGGGGCAAGGUGGUGACUGGUUUUGAUGACGGCACCGUUUGCUUGUUCGAUCGAGGACUUAAGUUCAAUUACGCUUUUCAACCUCACUCAUCGUCUGUUCUUUUUCUUCAGCAGCUCAAGCAACGGAACUUUCUGGUAACUAUUGGGGAAGAUGAACAGCUUACCCCUCAGAAUUCAGCUUUGUGCCUGAAGGUUUUUGACCUUGAUAAGAUGCAGUCUGAAAGUUCAAGCACGGCGAGUCCUGAUUGUGUUGGGAUAUUGCGUAUAUUCACUAAUCAGUUUCCUGAAGCACAGAUUACAUCCUUUUUAGUCUUAGAAGAAGUGCCACCUAUACUACUCAUAGCUAUUGGCUUAGACAAUGGCGCUAUUUAUUGUAUAAAAGGAGACAUUGCACGGGAGCGUAUCACCCGUUUUAAGCUUCAGGUGGAAAACCAUUCAGACAAAACUCUUUCCUCUAUCACUGGUCUUGGGUUUAAGGUGGAUGGCCAAUCUCUCCAGUUGUUUGCUGUAACUCCAAGUUCAGUGAGCUUGUUCUCAUUGCAUGAUCAGCCACCAAGAAGGCAAACCCUUGAUCAGAUUGGAAGUGGUCUAAACAGUGUUGCAAUGAGUGACCGCUCUGAGUUGAUAAUUGGUCGACCAGAGGCAGUAUAUUUUUAUGAAGUUGAUGGGCGUGGUCCUUGUUGGGCUUUUGAAGGAGAAAAAAAAUUGCUAGGGUGGUUUCGUGGAUACCUUUUGUGUGUUAUUGCAGAUCAAAGAACAGGAAAGCAUACUUUCAACAUCUAUGAUCUGAAAAAUCGUUUAAUAGCCCACAGUGUGUUGGUUAAAGAAGUUUCUCAUAUGCUCUAUGAAUGGGGUAACAUUAUACUCAUUAUGACUGACAAGUCAGCUCUAUGUAUUGGGGAAAAAGAUAUGGAAAGCAAGUUAGACAUGCUAUUCAAGAAAAACCUAUAUACUGUAGCAAUUAAUAUUGUUCAAACUCAACAAGCAGAUGCUGCAGCCACCGCUGAAGUGCUAAGAAAAUAUGGGGAUCAUCUGUAUAGCAAGCAAGACUAUGAUGAGGCAAUGGCCCAGUACAUACAUACUAUUGGUCACCUUGAACCUUCUUAUGUGAUUCAGAAGUUUCUGGAUGCUCAAAGAAUCUACAACCUCACAAAUUACUUGGAAAAGCUACAUGAGAAGGGUCUUGCUUCUAAAGAUCACACCACACUUCUAUUAAACUGUUAUACCAAAUUGAAAGAUGUUGAAAAGUUAAAUCUGUUCAUUAAAAGCGAAGAUAGCAUUGGGGAACUUAAGUUUGAUGUGGAAACAGCAAUCAGGGUUUGUCGCGCUGCCAAUUACCAUGAGCAUGCAAUGUAUGUCGCAAAGAAGGCUGGGAGGCAUGAAUGGUACUUGAAGAUCUUGCUUGAAGAUCUUGGUAGAUAUGAAGAGGCCUUGGAAUAUAUUUCUAGUCUUGAAUCAAGUCAGGCAGGGAUGACAAUAAAGGAGUAUGGUAAAAUUCUAAUAGAGCACAUGCCAGUGGAGACAAUUCAAAUUCUCAUAAGGCUUUGCACGGAGGAUGGCGACAGAAGAGGACACUCAAAUGGUUUGUAUGUGUCUAUGUUGCCGUCUCCUGUUGAUUUUCUUAGCAUUUUUGUCCAUCAUCCUCAGUCUCUUAUGGAAUUUCUUGAGGAAUAUACCAAUAAGGUCAAGGACUCACCUGCUCAAGUGGAGAUUAACAAUACCCUUUUAGAGUUGUAUAUAUCCAAUGAAUUGAACUUUCCUUCAGUAUCACAAGUUAAUGAAGGUGGAGGUUACCUUAGUGGAGCAUCUGCAAAAUCCAUGAAUUUAAGUGCUCAGUCCAAUAGCUCGCUUGCGGGUCACAAAAGUUCAGAAGAGGAAAAGGUCCGGUUUCAAAGGCGUGAAAAGGGACUGUGCAUGCUUAAGAGUGCAUGGCCUCCAGAGGCGGAACAUCCACUUUAUGAUGUUGAUUUAGCUAUUAUAUUAUGUGAAAUGAAUGCGUUCAGAGAAGGGCUUAUGUAUUUGUAUGAAAAGAUGAAACUCUAUAAAGAAGUGAUUGCUUGCUAUAUGCAGUCACGUGACCAUGAAGGGUUAAUUGCAUGUUGCAAAAGAUUGGGCGAUUCAGUUAAAGGAGGGGAUCCAUCUCUUUGGGCUGAUCUACUUAAAUAUUUUGGCGAGCUUGGAGAAGAUUGCUCCAAAGAAGUAAAAGAAGUUUUGAAUUACAUUGAGAGGGAUGAUAUCUUGCCCCCCAUAGUUGUCCUUCAAACUCUAUCCAGAAAUCCAUUCCUCACACUUUCUGUGGUCAAGGAUUACAUUGCACGGAAACUUGAGCAGGAAUCUAAGAUGAUCGAGGAGGACAGACAUGCUAUUGACAAAUAUCAGGAUGAUACACUGGCAAUGAGAAAAGAGAUUCAAGAUCUGAGAACAAAUGCUAGAAUUUUUCAGCUUAGCAAAUGCACUGCAUGCACUUUCACCCUUGAUCUGCCUGCUGUGCACUUCAUGUGCAUGCACUCAUUCCAUUUGCGCUGCCUUGGCGAUAAUGAAAAAGAAUGCCCUGAGUGUGCCCCUGAAUAUAGGUCUGUCUUAGAAAUGAAGAGAAACUUAGAACAAAAUUCUAAGGACCAGGACAGGUUUUUUCAUCAAGUUAAAAACUCUAAAGACGGGUUUUCUGUCAUUGCCGAAUAUUUCGGGAAAGGGAUCAUCAGCAAAACAAGUAAUGGGUCCACUUCUGUUCUCAGAUCUGGAAGUGCACCAUCCAGCAGUGGCUUCGGAGGUUAACUGUUUUGUGCUACUUCCUUUCAGCUUUUUUCUCCAUACAAUACUGAACAAGCUGGGAUCUGGAUAUAGGAUGAAAUUUACUAUUUUUUGGGCUGAGGCUUCUCCAUUUCUUCUCGUUGUCCCGCCUCCAUAUCCUAGUGUCCAAGCUUCAAAUUUUGCAUACUGUGUUAUAUUUUAUUGAGGACUGGCUCAUUCAUCAAGGACCUGAGUUGUCUUGCCAUUAUGCCUCUGGUAGUAUGGAUCUGAACAGAAGAAUUUCUUGACAGGCUUUCCUUGAUGGAAAUAUUGGACAAAUAUUUAGGGCAAUGCGAGGUUUAUUAGGUAUGAAUGCAGGUGAUACUUUCUUUCUGAGUUUUCAUUGUGUAAAAAUAAGACGGAUUGAAGUCAUGCAGAUGAGUUAUUUUGUUUUAAAUUUUUGUGAAGCUCAUGGGAAAUAGUAACUUUAAGUUAUGUCUUUUUUAGCCUGUUGCUAUUGAUUUUUGUGGAUUUGAUAUCCAAUUUGUUAUUUUCUUAUUUUGUUAUAAGUUCCAUUAUUUUCUUCUUUU
This is a messenger RNA of Lotus japonicus, 3938 nucleotides long. RefSeq names its product vacuolar protein-sorting-associated protein 11 homolog. Gene Ontology annotation, molecular function: protein binding; protein-macromolecule adaptor activity. Lineage: Eukaryota; Viridiplantae; Streptophyta; Magnoliopsida; Fabales; Fabaceae. Gene Ontology annotation, biological process: organelle fusion; vacuole organization; intracellular protein transport. Gene Ontology annotation, cellular component: HOPS complex; endosome. The record is from RefSeq and is a predicted model, not a curated record. The transcript has 6 exons. The coding region runs from base 487 to 3393 and encodes 968 amino acids.